This is a messenger RNA of Melanotaenia boesemani (Boeseman's rainbowfish), 3261 nucleotides long. RefSeq names its product myb-like protein X. Gene Ontology annotation, molecular function: cysteine-type endopeptidase activity; cysteine-type deubiquitinase activity. Bases 142 to 2952 code for a protein of 936 amino acids. Gene Ontology annotation, cellular component: nucleus; cytosol. The transcript has 10 exons. Gene Ontology annotation, biological process: protein deubiquitination. Lineage: Eukaryota; Metazoa; Chordata; Actinopteri; Atheriniformes; Melanotaeniidae. The record is from RefSeq and is a predicted model, not a curated record.
CAGGCAUGACUAAGCUCGUUGUCUGAGCAUCAGUCUGUGAAAAAACUCGAGGCUGCUUUUUAUUUAAAUAAAAUAAAGAGUUAACAAAUCAGAUAAAUACCUAACAGUACAUGAAGUGGUGUGAUAUCUUCGACAAAUCUGAUGGGAAAAAGAAAAAACAAUGCAAAAUGCAAAAGGACCGACAAGAUUUCAUCCAGCAAAAUUACUGGAAGCAAGUAUCAUGGUUUGGAGAAUCAAGGAGCAACAUGCUACUUGAACAGCGUGCUGCAGGUGCUGUUCAUGACCAAAGACUUCAGAGCUGCUGUGUCCUCUUCUGCAAACUCUGACCCUGAAUGUAUUGAUGUCCAUCUCUCAAGUUUGUUUAACACUUUACAAAACAAAACAGCAAAAACCCAGGUCAUUACAGACCACCUGAAGAUCAGGAAAGUGUCUGAACAAGACGAUGCUGCUGAGUGCUUUGAGAAGAUUUUAAGCUGCAGCAGCCAGCAGGCUUUGCAGAUAUUUCAAGGACAGCUGACACACAGAAACACAUGCUCCAAAUGUCACACAGCCACAUAUGAUGAUCAGCCAUUUUGGAGUUUACCUCUUCCACUGGUGGAUUCUGACAAGGAUUACUGUUUAAUGGAUGGGAUCCAGAGUUUCUUUGAAGAAUCAAACAUAAGUGGAGAGAGCCAGAUGUACUGCAACCAGUGCAAAGCCAAAGCUGAUGCUACUAUUAAAGCUGAUAUAAAACAUCCCCCACAAGUUUUGACACUGCUGAUGAAGAGAUUUAAGUUUGACUACAAUCAUAUGAAAUAUGUGAAAAUGAGUAACAAAGUGGAGAUUCCCAUCAUCCUACAGAUUCCACAUAAUGGAGACCAGAGUCAAACAUACGAGCUGUAUGCAUGUGUGCAACAUUCAGGUGAUCUGAAACAUGGACAUUACACGGUAAACAUCAAACCUCAUGAUGAUGAGAAAUGGUAUAACUUCAAUGACACCACAGUUACAUCGAUACCUCAGGCGGAUUAUAAAAAGAGUUCAUUCAGAUCCCAGAAUGCCUAUCUGCUGUUCUACAGGAAAAGUUCUGCUACAGACACUUUGUCUCAAGACAUUAGUGAGGUUUCCACAUCUAAAGACCCCAAGAAUGACAAUGAAGACAAGAAUAAGCAGCCUGAACAAGAUGUAAAGACCGGGAAAAGACAGAUGGAUAAGGAUGCUGCAGACAGUCAGAAAACUGACAGUAGUAGAAAAAGUAAAAGAAAGAAAGCUUCAAACGGGGGCAAAGAUAGCAAGACUCUAACUGAUGAUAAAGGUAGCACAUCAAUGAGCCAGAAAAGCAGAGAAGCUGUUGAAAAUCAACAGAGUAAACGAAAUCAUGAUCAACAGAGUAAACAAAAUCAUGAUCUAGACAGCAAAACAGACAAAUUAAUUUGUAAUCCUCCUGCAUGUUCUUCUGAGGAGCAGAAUGGAGAUAAGGAGGAGUGUAAGAGAGGUGAUGAUCAGAAACUAAGAGGAGAACAGUCAUUGAGUCGCUGUAGUGACAGUAAGGUGGACCAGGACAAUGUGAAAUUAGAUCAUGUUCGUCAAUUUGUCAGUGAGGUGUCUGAAGACCCCAAACCCCACACCCAGGACAAAAAUGAGCCACGUAAACAAGAUCUAAAGACUGGGGAAAGAAAGGAGGAUGAGGAGGCAGAACCUGCAGACAGUCAGAAAACUGACAAACAUAAAAGUAAAACUAAAGGGAAAAAGGGUUUCACAAUGGGCAAAGAUAGCAAGACUCUGACUGAUGUUAACAGCACAUCAGUGAACCAUAAAAGCAGAAAAAAUCCUUCAAACAUUCAGUGUAAAAAUAGUACUGUCAGGGUCCAGGAUGAUGGAAGAUUACAGGAAAGAAAUAGUCAAAACCUAAGUCCUGAUAAUAGUCAUAGCAGACAGACCUCUUCCCAGAUUAAUCAGAAGUAUAAUCAUCAAGUCAGUGAUAGAAGAGACAGAACAGAUGCUGUUGAGUAUCAGCGAAGUAAACAAAAUCAUGAUCUAGAGGGCAAAAAGGACAUCUGUGACAAAUCCAUUUGUAAUCCUCCUGCAUGUUCUAUUGAGGAGCAGAACAAAGAGGAGGAGGAGUGUAAGAAAGGUGAUGAUCAGAAACUAAGCAGAGAACAGUCAGAGAACCACUGUAAUGAGGACAGUGGGAAAUUAGCUGAUGUUAGUCAAGACAUCAGUAAAGUCUCCACUUUUGAAAUUUGCAACCUAAAUACCAGUAAACAACAUGAAGAAUCUAAUGAGAAAAAGCUUGUAAAUGUUAGAGACGACCAAGAUAGAGAGACCAGUGUGGAAAUACAGGAAGAUAAGGAGAAGAUGAUGUGUAUAGGUUUAUUUGAGCUCAGAGGGAGUCAUAGAUUUAUCAAGAAAAUUUCCCUCUGCAAUGAUCAGACUCAGAAAAGGGGAGAAGAUGGUGUUAGUAAAAACACUUUCAUGAAUAAUGAAGAGCACAAGCAGGCUACCAGUAACUCUGUGAACAUUAAAAAUGAGCACUGUGAUGAGAGUGAAGGGAAUCAGGAGUUUGGGAAAUCAGAUGAAUUUUGUCAAAACAAACUGAGGGAAGAUCAGGGACAAGAAGUGAACACACAGGUGAUAAAAGAAACAAAAGAGGAUCAAAAGAGUGACCCAGUGACUGAUAACAUGGACACUCUGUCAGGUCGUUUGAAGAACUUAAGUCAGAGAGAUUCAUCAGAGUCUAAGGAAUCUGGUAAUAAAUACACAAAUGGAAAAGUUGAAAACAAUACAGAGAGUUUAACUGAGUCAAGUGCUGAGAAUAGUGAAAACUUCUUACUUGGUACACAAACAGAAGUUGACAGUGAUAAAUCACAUGAGUCUGGUAGAAAAGGGAGAAAAAACAAGAAGGGACAAAACCAAACAAUCAUGUAUAUCGGUCUCCCCAGUCCCAGGAUGAAAACCACUAAUCAGAGCUCAUAGACAGCAUGGAAUGAAGAAAAACUUUGGACAGAAUCUAUUCAGUUGUUUACAAGAUACUUGGAUUGCUUCUAUUUUUGUUUUAUCUGCUGUCCAGAUGUGUUGUGUCAGCCAAAAAUGAUAUGGCAUAUUGUAACCUGAUCAUUCAAAUCAUUGUGGACAUUUCAACCAUCAACUUUUAAUAGAAAAGUCUUAAUAUUCUUGUAUGAUAUUAAACCAAAGGUAAUCACAGCUUAAUUAUUUGUGUUAAAGUUGUAAUAGCACACUGGAAUAUGUUAAUUACUGUUUUUUUAAAUAAAUAAAAUUCUUUGU